AUUUCAAGCAAGUGGAAUUAUACAUCAUACAUUUUCUUGUGAAUUUCAAUGAAACGUAUCUAGUUAGUUCAAAAAUACCAUUGUGUCAAAUAUUUCAAUGGGGUUGAACUUAAACAUAGGCUAAAUGUGCCGCGCAGGAGGCAACGGUCAUAGAAACUAGAGAGAGAGAAAUUUCAAACAUCAACCACAAACUACUACUAGAGUAAGUGGUUUGUGACAUUAACCCUACUUCAGCGCCAUAAGUAAAAUGCCGAAACUCACGUUCUCCACAAAUGAAGAUGUGAGUUUGGAGAAAAAAAUUGAUUCAACUUCACCACCCAUUCAAACUAACCCCGAAGAUUUGGAAUAUGUUUAUGAAAUAAGGAAAUGUGCCGAGUGGAUAAAAUCUAACGAUUUUAGAAAGGUAUGCCUUCAAUUUCCCGACCAUCUAUUACCUGAUUCAAGUGAAGUGGUUUUCAGAUUGCAGAAUGCAUUGAAUCAGACUGUAUAUAUUUUAGGAGAUACAGCCUAUGAAAGCUGUUGUAUAGAUUACAUUGCAGCUGCUCAUAUUAGCGCUGAUGCAAUUAUACAUUAUGGGCCUGUAUGUUUUUCCAAAACCUCUGCAAAUAUUCCUUUCUUUUAUAUUUUUGAAAAAGGUAAUUUGGAUGUUGGCGAGCUGAAAAACAAUUUCCAUAAUGAAUUUGAGAAUAUAAGUGGUCAUGAUUUUGUCAUACUAGUUGAUACACCAUACCUUCAUAGGUUAGAUGACAUUAAUAUUGCCUUCAAAGAAUAUGAUGAUGUUCAUAUCAAAAGAAUAGAUGAACAUGACAUACUUUUAGAAGGAAAAACUGUUAUAUUUCUUGGUAAAAAUGAAACAAAGCUAAUAAAUAUUCAAUUUAAUUUCAAUCCAAAAGUGUUGUAUUAUUAUGAUGGUUAUUUAAAAGUAUAUGAUGCAAGAUCCAGAAUUCUCAAGAAGAGAAAUUUUUUGAUAGAAAAAAUAAAGGAUAGUCAAACGAUUGGAAUUGUCAUUGGAACCCUUGGAGUGAAAAAUUACCUGAGAGUUAUUGAACGAGUGAAGAAACUAAUUAGCCUGAGAGGCAAAAAAUAUUAUCUCAUCAGUGUUGGAAAACCAACUGUAGCCAAACUCGCAAAUUUUCCUGAGCUGGAUAUUUAUGUAGUAAUAACAUGUUCAAUGAGUGAGAUUUAUGAAAAUCGAGAUUUUUACAAACCAAUUGCUACCCCAUUUGACAUUGAAGUUGCCUUGAAUGCCGAUGAAGAUAAACCUUUAGAAUUCUCUUACGACUUCAAUCACUUUUUACACGAUAAGUUUGAAACACAGAACUUCGAAAACUCUAAAGAAGUAGUUGGAGACGUGAGUUUGCUUUCAAAUAAGAUUAGAAUAAAUUCCAACGAGACUACUUUGCUUAAAAGUGAUGCAGGUAGUCAGGUUGCUCUGAAAAGUGAUGGUACUUUAUCUCUGAGUACUAGUUAUGGUGCCGGAUACUUAGCAGACAGAUCUUGGAAGGGUUUAGAGCAGAAUUUGGGACAAACUGAACCAGAAUUAGCCCAAGAAGGAAGAUCAGGAAUUGCACAAAAAUAUAAAAAUGAGCUAAUUUAAUGUUGAUAAACUCCAGUGAUGUUUUUUGCCAAGCUUAGACCUGUUUAUUAUUUUGUUAAAUGAUUGUGAUGAUGAAUGUACUUCUCCAUCUAUAGAUUGAUCUCUUGUGAAAGCAAGUAAGUUUAUUCUUGUAUUCUACUCUAAUUCAGCAGGGGACUCAUUGAUCAAUUUUAAAUAUUUUUGACAUCCAUUGGUCAAUUAUAAAUGUGAAUUUAGCAUCGCUUAAUAAACUUACUUGACUUAUCUACUUUUAGAAGCUGUAUUUCUGAUGUUUUAUGUUCUGCAAAGUUGAUAUUUUACAAAAAAUAAAUUUUAUUUACUAA
Molecule: messenger RNA, 1920 nt
Organism: Leptinotarsa decemlineata (Colorado potato beetle)
Lineage: Eukaryota; Metazoa; Arthropoda; Insecta; Coleoptera; Chrysomelidae
Gene: Dph2
Product: Diphthamide biosynthesis 2
Biological process (GO): protein histidyl modification to diphthamide
Molecular function (GO): 2-(3-amino-3-carboxypropyl)histidine synthase activity
Source: RefSeq, a predicted model, not a curated record